AUGGAGACAAUCACCAACCUUGCGAGCAACGCUGCCUCGACUGCCUCGAAGCUCAUCUACGGCGACCAGACUAAGGCCGACGAGACUGUCGACCAGACCAAGAACAACGAGACUGCCGGCAAGGAGCCUAUUUCGGGCGAGCAGGGCUUGGGUACUGCGACUCAGCCAUUCGACCAAGGCAAUGCUGCGACUCCUCUAGCAACUGCCGACAAGGGCACCUUUCUUGACUACACCAGUAAUGAACCGCUGGGCAAGGAGCCUCUGUCUGGGGAACUUGGCAAGGGUACCGUAACAGAGCCGUUCGACCAGGGCAACGAUGCCAAGGCGACCGAGCAGGCGACCGAGAAGACAUCCAGCUCAGAUGAGUUCCUGAAGCUCGACCCUGUCACAAAGGGACCGACCGAGACCGAGAUCCAGUCGACAGGAGACCCAAAAAUCUACUCGAACAGCCAGGACCCAUCCUACGCAGGCAUGCCCAUCGUACCCCUCAACCCCGACGCUGCUACUUCCAACACCGCUGCCACUCCGUCUGCGCCCACGACCACGGCCAUCACAGAUAAGGCUGGAGUGACUGAUAAGCUCUGGAAGGACACUCCGCUUGAUGACAUCACUCGUUCAGGCGCUCCAGGAGCUGGCCCUGUUGCUCCUACCGAUGUCACUCCUGCGGUUCCUGAUUCAGCUGCCACGACUACCAGCCUCGACCCCGCUAUCAAGACCUCCGCGCCCGACUCAGUGACAGCUUCUUCAGGCAUAUACUCUGGCUCGGAGCCCAAGACUUCCGGAGCUGGUGUCAUCGUAGACACCAAGACAGAGGCAGAGAAGGAAUCUGACAACCGGGAUACCCCGGAGUGGACAUCAACUGGUGUGCCCUCUGACAAGAGUAACUACGAGGCUGCUGCUGCUAAGCAGAACGCUGCCUCUCCUGGAGAGUCCAAGGGUUUGACUGAGCCGGCAGUUGGUCGCAAGUCCGAGUCCAACGACUUGGCAUCCUCCCCUAGCAACGAAGAGAAGGGCAGCAAGAUGUCACACCUCAAGGAGAAGAUGAAGAACAAGCUUCACAUUGGCAAGGACAAAUAA
This is a messenger RNA of Pyrenophora tritici-repentis Pt-1C-BFP, 1077 nucleotides long. Its product is annotated as APC-basic multi-domain protein. The record is from RefSeq and is a predicted model, not a curated record. NCBI's taxonomy places the organism in Eukaryota, Fungi, Ascomycota, Dothideomycetes, Pleosporales, Pleosporaceae.